Messenger RNA from Hordeum vulgare subsp. vulgare (domesticated barley), 1310 nucleotides. RefSeq lists its product as uncharacterized. The record is from RefSeq and is a predicted model, not a curated record. The transcript has 4 exons. The coding region runs from base 234 to 1082 and encodes 282 amino acids. Lineage: Eukaryota; Viridiplantae; Streptophyta; Magnoliopsida; Poales; Poaceae.
UAGCUAUCCCACUAACUAACCCCUGGACUCUCUGUCCACUAACUCACGCAUGCAUACUAACUCAGUUCAUAGUACCUCGGGAGGGAGCUUUGCCACGUUGUUCACGGGGCUUGGCUAAUUUGCCACUCCCCUCUGCCUCUCUUUUAUAAACACCAACCAUCCUUUACUUGUGUGAGAGCUGUGUCCGGACACAAGAAGCAAUCCCGCCCAGUUGAAACCCCUUUGCUUGUGCCAUGGACGUCGUCGUCGCCGUGGAAAACCUGAAGCCCGAGGAUUACACCAUGCCUCAGCAACUAGUUGAUUUAAGUCCAGGGCAGCUGCAUAAGCUAGCGGAGUUGAUCCAUCGACAAGAAGUGCAGAAGUUUCAAGAGCUCAAGUUCCAGUCAUACGCAGAGCAACAAAACUAUCUCAAAAACGCCAAAGAGGCCCGUGAUAAGGUGUACCAUAUCCUUGGCAGUGCACAGGAGAUGAUUAUGGAGGCCGAGGCCGACAAAGACGCCACCAAGCAAGAUAUUGCUAAGGAUGUCCAUGAGUACUGCACCAAGGCCAUCGGAACAUCCCUCAAAUUCAUCCGUAGUUACAACACCCGUCUCACCUACCUUGAUAAGGUCAAGACCCACAGUGAUGAUCUCAUCAAGCAGCUAAAGUGUCUUGAUCCGGCAACUCAACAGAAGGAAGCUCAAUGCCUUGCUCUUGAGGCUGGCAGGUAUAAGAAAGCUGCGCUUGAGGAUGCCGAAAAGUUUGAACAUUUUAUACCAAAUCAAUUCUCAGAAUGGCUCAAGGGUAACAAAAUCAAGUUUCAGGAUCUGGUGGCAGAUGAUACCGCCAAGCCUGGUUUGAGGGGGGCUUUUAAAACCUUGGAUGAUACUCAAAAGUUAAAGGCAUAUGACAAUAUUAUUGCGGGAAGUGGACAUGGAAAACCCAUGGUGACUUACUCAUAUGAAGAUUUGGGAAAUGUCAAGAUUGACAGUGGAACUAGCAAGAUGAAUAUAACAGACGGGCUUAGUGGUUGUCGUGUGGCUCCUAUGAUUGAUGGUCUCCAACUCGCUCGUCUUGUUACGCACAACUACCCCGACCUAUGAACUGAUUAUCCCAGAAUGCUACUACUCUACUACUGUUGCUAUCUUUUGCUGUUGUUGCUGCUACUUUGUGCACUCCUUAAAUAAUACACCCGCCCCUGCGAGGAAGCUGUUGUAUUCCGUGAUACCAUAAUCUUAAUUAUAUAGUUCAUGAAUGAAUGUACUUCAGCUUUGUUUUCUUGUGGUAUAUAUUAUCAUGCUCAUAUAUACAUGCUUUUAUGCAUAUAAGUC